GUAGUGUCAAGGUGGAUUUAAAGAGGAACUCAGUUCAUAGUUUCGUUUCCGCCUGGGCGGACUAACCCGCACCAACACAAACACUCAAUACAAUACAAUUUCGGAUCAACCCACCCAUAUCCAAAUUAAUCCAUAGGUAAGAAAGUUCAAGAUUUACAGAGCAAUAUACAGAAACUCAAAGGAUUGUUCCCAACAAUAUAACAGUAAAUCCCUGUUUCUGGUUUCCAAACGAAGUUCGAUUGCUUAAGCUCUUGAGGAUGUCGCAACUGGUGCAGAUGACCCACCACAUGACCAGCUGGCUGGGCUUGACUCCGGCUUCCCCCUGCGAUAACCUGGCCACGCAGGAUGCGGAUGGGGAAGUGCUCCAGGAGUCGUCUGGCUUCGUCACCGUUCUGGUUCUCUACUUCGUAAUCACUGCCUUCUUUGCGGCCCACAAUCUCUGGACAUCGUCCGCCGGGGAUUUGGAGAAGACACGAGUCAAGCGGGGACUGGUGGCCAUGGAGCGACGACAGGUGCAGCGUCACAGAGUCAGGAGUGCAGGGUCACUUCGAUUGCCAUGUUGGCUGGUCAAGCUGCCCUCUCUAAUUCGCGGGGUGAUCUCACCCAAUCGUCCACUUAUCCUCAAUCAGCGAAUGCGUUUGCGCAGAAAGAAGGAGCAGGAACUGAAAUCGGAGAAAAGGUUGCCGGCUUUGGAGGAGCAGGAUCCCUCGACUCCAUGGCAGGAUGCCAUCGAUGAGGAGAUGGCGAUGUCCAACUCUCUCGUCCCUCAACCGCAGAGGUCAACCUUCUUUGACAUUCCCUCCGAAUCCGAGUUAAACAAAUCCAGCCAACCCAACUAAUCCAAAUCCCACUGUUAAACUUCAUUAAAAAGUCGUAAAAAAAAUAA
Messenger RNA from Drosophila ficusphila, 886 nucleotides. RefSeq lists its product as uncharacterized. NCBI's taxonomy places the organism in Eukaryota, Metazoa, Arthropoda, Insecta, Diptera, Drosophilidae. The transcript has 2 exons. The record is from RefSeq and is a predicted model, not a curated record. The coding region runs from base 258 to 839 and encodes 193 amino acids.